UUCAGUUCGAGGUAGAUUAAAUUGUUAUCGUUGUGGCUUCCUUUCAGUCAUCUUUUGAGUUUUAUACAUUUUUUUAUUCAGUAUCAGUUCCUGUUAACUUCAGUGAUGGUUCGCACAUAAUUAACCGUAAUAAUGUAUUUAGUUUUUCUAAUUUUGGGAGUUCUCCAUUUGUGUCAUCAGCCCGUAAUAUCGCAACAGCCUGCGAUUCCUGUGAAUCCACCUGCGAAUCCAGUUCCGACUCCAGCUCCAGCAACAACUCCAGCUCCCACGCAGACGUUUGGUGGAAAGCCGCCUGAUAGUGUGUGGGUGGGCAAUUACACUACGAACAAACAGAGAAGGCAUAUUUUCGGCGAUUGGUUACUAAAUGGAAAUUGGAGUGACAACUUUACACCUAGUCCUACUUCCAAAACAGUUGAAUAUCCAGGCUAUGAUGGUUGGUAUAACAAUUUGGCCCGGCCAGAUUCUGGUGCAAUUGACAGACCUUUAUUAAGGAGGUGGCCAGCUGCUUAUGAAGAUGGUACCUACUUACCAUCUGGAUCUGACAGACCUAAUCCAUUGGUGCUGAGUGAUCAGUUACUUAGUGGUGCUAUUGGACAGAAAUCAAACAUUGGAAGGAAUGCCUUAUUUGUAUUCUUUGGUCAGCAAGUAGUCGAAGAGAUUUUAGAUGCUCAAAGACCUGCAUGUCCACCUGAGUACUUUAAUAUAGACAUCCCAGACAAUCACACAUAUAAAUUAGAGCAUCCAAAACAUUCAAAACUACCUCUGCUAAGAACAAGAUAUGACAUGAGGACUGGGUACAGCCCUAACAAUCCACGACAACAAUUAAACGAAAUAACACCAUACAUAGAUGGAGGUCUUCAUUAUGGCAUCACCAAACAAUGGUCAGAUCAGCUACGAACAUACGCGAAUGGAACGGUAGAUCGUAGGGGACGUUUAGCUUCCUCACAUGAUGGAUUAUUCCCAGAAUAUAACACCAAUAGACUACCGAUGGCUAACCCACCACCCCCAUUUCACCACGCUUUGUAUGUUAAGCAACAUGAAACUGCCAAAGUGGCUAGGUUUUUUAAACUGGGAAAUCCCCGAGGAAACGAAAACGCGUUCCUUCUAACUUUUGGAAUAAUGUGGUUCCGCUGGCAUAAUUAUUUGGCGGAGCGCAUAUACCAUCAUCACCCAGAUUGGUCUUCUGAAAAAAUAUUCAACGAGGCUAGAAAGUGGGUAGUAGCAACGCAACAGAGGAUUUACUUGUAUGAGUGGUUACCACAAUUGCUAAAUGAAGACAACCCUUUUGGAGACUAUGUCAGAUAUGAUGCCAGUAUAGAUCCACAAAUAGACCAGUUUUUCCAGAGUGCGGCUUUCCGAUUUGGACACACAUUGGUACUUCCAGGGGUAUAUUUAAGAGAUUACGCUAGAGAGGGUUGUAAGACUACUUUUAGUAACUGGAAGCAGAAUGCUAUAAGAACUUGUAAUAUCUUUUGGAGACCUCAAGAUCCUAUGCUUACAAAAUAUGAUGAUAACCAAUCUUUAAUUAACAUGGACAGAAUUCUUAUGGGCAUGUCUUCACAACUAUCAGAAAGGGAAGAUCAUCAGAUUGUCGAAGAUUUAAGAGGAAAUGUUUUUGGGCCUUUGGAGUUCCCCAGAAGGGAUUUGAUGGCUGUUAAUAUACAGAGAGGUAGAGAUCAUGGCCUACCUGAUUUUAACUCAGCUAGAAGAGCAUUUGGACUGAAACCGUAUACGGAUUUUAGUAAUUUUACCCAGACUAACGAUACGUUUAGAAGAAGGUUAAAAGAUCUAUAUGGCGAUAUAAAUAAAAUCGACGUAUGGGUGGGAGGUAUUAUGGAAACAACUCCUCAAGGACCUGGUGAACUGUUUAGAACAAUAAUCAAAGACCAGUUUAGAAGAAUUAGAGAUGGAGAUCGAUUUUGGUUUGAAAACGAGGAAAACGGGUUGUUUAGUUCAGAUGAGAUGGAAAGAAUAAGAAGAGUAUCAGUUUAUGACAUAAUAAUGGCGGUGACACACAUGGAUGCACAUGAUAUUCCAAAAAAUCCCUUCAAAGGACCAAUUGCUUCAGACGACCUGUUAAUAAAGUCUUGCAAGUUCACUACUACUACUACUACUAGUGGUAUAGUAUAUCAUCAUCUCUUACCAUUGAAUGUUGAACGGUUAAAUGAAAGCUGUACAAAGCCUGAUUCAUAUGAUUAUUUUUCUAACAGUGAAGCCAGUUAUAUUAUUACUUGGGCUGCAGUUGGUGCUUGUAUACCUGGUGUCAUUACAUUCGCAUACUUAUUGAUUUUGUACAAAGAAAAACAGGUUCAAAUAAAUAAUGCACAAGAAAUUAGUCAAAAACGAAAGACCAUCAAACGUGAUAGUAAUCAGGCUAACUGGCCUUUGUUUAUAGUGACCGAGUGGGUUGGACCAAAACAACCACCAAGGGAAAUCAUUCUCUCAUUCAAAGCAAGCUUGAAAAAAAUAUGUGUAACUUGUUUCAAUGGAACUACUUUGAGAGCCCUAGAUUUUUCCAACGUUGGAGCCACUCACGUUACACUUUAUUUCAUCACAGAUAGAUGCACGAUUGUUAUGAAUACAAAACACAACUACGAUUUGGUGGUUACGUUUGAAUCUGAGUUUCUACGUAAUAACUUUUUGGCGGAAUUCGAAAAACACUUCGUACAAAGUCAGAUAGUGAAAAAAGAACUAGUAAACUUAAACUGGAGCUCAGCAUUAAAAGUAAUCGUCACCAAAGAUAAUAGACAAGCAAGAUUAGAAAUGUUCUUCAGAGUAGUUUUUGCGCAGGCGUUCAAAAUUAGUCAUUCAAAAACUGAAAUACUGAAAGUUGAUGCUCACGUAGCGAAAGAAGUCAUAGACACGGAAUUGACCAUUACAGAAUUUGCAGACGCUUUGAGUAUGACACCUGCCAAUGAAUUCGUGAAAAGAAUGUUUACAUUAAUUGACAAAGACAGAAAUGGUUUUAUUUCAUUUAGGGAAUUUGUUGAUUUGAUGAUAAUCUUUGCCGACGGAACUGAAGAAGAGAAGGCCAAAUUAUUGUUUGACAUGUAUGAUAUUGAUGGUGUUGGACAUUUGAAGCAAGAAGAUUUUGUAACGAUGAUACACUCGUUCUUGGAGACUUGCGGGGGCAAAGUAGAUGACAAAGACAUUCAGAAAACUGUUAGCUCUAUGUUGAAAAAUGCAGGAGCAGAGCAUAAGCAGAAGCUAACAUUUGAAGAUUUCAAGAAAAUGAUUGGAAACGACAUAAAGAAACUAAACACAGCCAGAUUGGGUUUCAAAGGAAUCAAAGAGGCUGAUCAUUCGUAUUUAGCUAAGGCUAAGGACACAAUUGAGAAUAUUUAUGAAAGCAAGCAAGAAAUCGAAGCAAGAUUUAAGGGAGGAACUUCUUUUGAGGAGGGGAAUAGUGCUAAGAUGAUAGACGACGAUCAAGAAGUAGUUAUAAAAACUCAGCCAGUUCAAGAACAGAAAUAUGCUAUGGCUCUCAAGUUUAUCGAAUUAAAGUCAAAAGAAAUAUUUUGGAUGAGUCUCUAUACUUUGGUCUUGUUUGGUGUAUUUGCUGAACGAGCAUACUAUUAUUCUGUAGAACGAGAACAUUCAGGAUUAAGACGGAUAGCAGGGUAUGGUGUUACAGUUACGAGAGGAGCUGCAUCUGCUAUGAUGUUUACGUAUUCUUCACUGUUAGUAACGAUGUGCAGAAAUACUAUCACAUUUUUAAGAGACACCGUCGCCAAUCAAUAUUUUCCUUUCGAUGCUACUUUAGAGAUACACAAAUAUAUCGCCUAUUGGGCAUUUAUAUUUACACUUAUGCACAUCAUAGGACAUGCGUUUAACUUUUAUCACAUCUCAACACAAACGGCUGAUGACUUAACAUGCUUGUUUAGAAAUUAUUUUCAUGCGACCCACGAACUCCCUAAGUUCCAUUAUUGGUGUUGGCAGACAAUGACUGGAUUUACUGGAGUUAUCUUAACUCUAAUAUGGGUGGUAAUGUAUAGUUUCGCUCUUCCUAUUAUCAGAAGAAAGAUUUACAACUGGUUUUGGUAUGCUCAUAGUUUGUACCCGUUCUUUUUCAUAUUCCUAGUUUUGCACGGAUCUGGAAGAUUGAUUCAGCCUCCAUACUUGUAUUACUUCUUUGUGGGACCAGUUGUACUCUUCACAAUUGAUGCUACGAUCAGUCUUAGUAGAAAGAAAGUGGAAAUACCCGUUAUCAAGGCAGAAAUUUUACCUUCAAGCGUGACUAUGUUAGAAUUCAGGAAACCAGAAAACUUUCAAUAUAAAGCUGGCCAAUGGGUUAGAAUUGCUUGUAUGGCCCUUAAUAAAAACGAAUAUCAUCCCUUUACUUUAUCUUCUGCACCCGAUCAAGAUAAUUUAACAGUACACAUCAGAUCUGUAGGCCCUUGGACCAAACUUAUAAGAAGUACUUACGAGACAGCAGUAUCUGCUAGCAUGAAGCUGCCUAAGUUAUAUUUAGAUGGACCUUAUGGAGAGGGGCAUCAGGACUGGAAUACCUACGAUGUAGCUGUAUUAGUGGGUGGAGGUAUCGGUGUGACACCAUUCGCCAGUAUUCUAAAAGAUAUAGCUCAAAAAUCCAGCAAAACAAGAACACAUUGUCAAAAGGUGUACUUCAUUUGGGUAUCUAGAACUCAAAAGCAAUUUGAAUGGUUAGUGGACAUCAUCCGAGAAGUUGAAAAUAAAGAUACAAAACAGCUACUGAGUAUUCAUAUUUUCAUCACCCAAUUCUACGAAAAAUUUGAUUUAAGGACAAUAUUGUUAUACAUUUGUGAACGUCACUACCAGCGAGUAUCCAACAAGUCAUUGUUUACCAACUUAAGAGCAGUAACUCAUUUUGGAAGACCAGCAUUUGCGCAGUUCUUUAAAACUGUGCAGUAUAUACAUCCUACGUCCCAACGUGUUGGUGUAUUCAGUUGUGGACCUCCUUCUAUGACAUCAUCUGUAGACCAAGCGUGUAGCAAGAUAAAUCAACAGAGUGAAAUGAAAUUUGAACAUUUCUUUAAGAACUUUUAAUAUGCUAAUUAAUGUUUUUUUAAUUAGUUUUGAAAUAGACUAAUAAUGCAAUUGUAUCGAACAUAAUAUUUGUAGAAUGCUUAUACAUUUUUAUUGUAUAAAUUUUUAAUUAAUAAAUUACGAAUUUCUUUUUGUAGAA
Messenger RNA from Diabrotica virgifera virgifera (western corn rootworm), 5164 nucleotides. Its product is annotated as dual oxidase 1. Gene Ontology annotation, biological process: response to oxidative stress; defense response; superoxide anion generation. Bases 133 to 5025 code for a protein of 1630 amino acids. The record is from RefSeq and is a predicted model, not a curated record. The transcript has 22 exons. Gene Ontology annotation, cellular component: NADPH oxidase complex; plasma membrane. NCBI's taxonomy places the organism in Eukaryota, Metazoa, Arthropoda, Insecta, Coleoptera, Chrysomelidae. Gene Ontology annotation, molecular function: peroxidase activity; calcium ion binding; superoxide-generating NAD(P)H oxidase activity.